Molecule: messenger RNA, 759 nt
Organism: Penicillium waksmanii
Lineage: Eukaryota; Fungi; Ascomycota; Eurotiomycetes; Eurotiales; Aspergillaceae
Gene: pre5
Product: proteasome core particle subunit alpha 6
Exons: 4
Coding region: 1-759 (252 amino acids)
Biological process (GO): ubiquitin-dependent protein catabolic process
Cellular component (GO): proteasome core complex, alpha-subunit complex; proteasome core complex; nucleus
Source: RefSeq, a predicted model, not a curated record
AUGUUCAGAAACAACUACGACAACGAUGCCGUCACCUUCUCCCCGCAAGGGCGGAUAUUCCAGGUUGAAUACGCACAGGAAGCAGUGAAGCAAGGAUCCGUGGUCGUGGGAUUGGUGAACAAGACACAUGUAGUGCUGGUCGGCCUCAAGCGUAAUGCCGAAGAACUUUCCUCCUAUCAGAAGAAGAUCAUCGAGAUCGACUCCCACAUGGCCAUUGCCAUCGCUGGCCUGGCCUCAGAUGCCCGCGUUCUUUCCAACUUCAUGAAGCAGCAAUCUCUCGGCUCCAAGAUGACUUACGGCCGGCCAAUCCCCCCUGGACCGUAUCCGCAGACCAACACGCAGCACUACGGAAAACGGCCCUACGGUGUAGGCCUAUUGGUGGCUGGUGUCGACGAGGCCGGCCCGCACCUGUUUGAGUUCCAGCCCUCGGGCCUCACACAUGAGAUGGCUGCCUGUGCUAUCGGUGCUCGUUCCCAGAUGGCCCGCACGUACCUGGAGCGGAAUCUCGACAAGUUCCCCGAUAGCAGCCGCGACGAGCUGAUUACCCACGGUUUGCGAGCUCUCAAGGAGACACUGUCGCAGGAUAAGGAGCUCACGGUGGAUAAUACUUCUGUUGGUGUGGUUGGAUUGGCGCCUGAGGGAUCAAAGGGCCGGAUUGAGAGCUUCAAGCUGUACGAGGGUCAGGAGACGGUGCCCUUGUUGGAGGCCCUUGAGCGGGCAGAUGGUGCCGCAGAGGAGUCCAUGGAGGUCGACUCAUAA